This is a messenger RNA of Anopheles darlingi, 1401 nucleotides long. RefSeq names its product cuticle protein CP14.6-like. Lineage: Eukaryota; Metazoa; Arthropoda; Insecta; Diptera; Culicidae. Gene Ontology annotation, cellular component: chitin-based extracellular matrix. The coding region runs from base 180 to 581 and encodes 133 amino acids. The record is from RefSeq and is a predicted model, not a curated record. Gene Ontology annotation, molecular function: structural constituent of chitin-based larval cuticle. The transcript has 2 exons.
CCUCAGCCAACCUUCGAUUGCACAGCACAUCAUCGGGCAUCGCUGCCUCAUCGGAACACAACCCCCGAACCCUCGAGCCCUCCCCUCACAAAGUGUGGCCAGUUACCGCCAGCCCUCGAUCCAGAAAAGGAUAUUCGCGUUCCGCUUGUGUGAUCCUGUGAAGAGCAAAUCGUACGAAGAUGAUGAAGUUUAUCACCGUGUUCGCCGUGCUGAUUGCUGUGGCCGCGGCCCAGAUCCGCCCGCUCGGUCCGCUUCCGCUGCGCAACCCGGCCGUGUACGCCAAUCCGGAGGCGAACGCCGUCAUACUGAACCAGGUGUACGAACCGAACCCGGACGGUUCGUACAUCUACAGCUACGAGACGAGCAAUGGGAUUCGGGCCGAGCAGCGCGGUUUCCUGAAGAACCCGGGCACGCCCGGUGAGGCGCAGGUCAUGCAGGGUUCGUACUCGUACACCGGACCGGACGGUGUCGUCUACACGAUCAACUACAUCGCCGACGAGAACGGCUACCGUGCGGAGGGUGCGCACAUCCCCUCGGCCCCACGGUACAACCCGGCCGCCCGCUAUCCCGGUCAGUUCUAGAGUGGCCGCUGGGGUGGCCGGAGCCGGAGCCGGCGUCGCGUUGCGUCGCGUCGCCUGUGGUGUUUGAUAUUUAUUGGCCCUAAAAGAGCGCGGCCGAAGGGUUGGGGGCGCGAGCAUCGUUCGGAAAGUUCAUCACCAUCGGCGUUGGCACAAAUUAUGCAUCGAAAUCCAUUAUCCCCAUUAGCAUCCCAGCCGGUCAUUGCCGGACACAUUCCGUUGAACAGCCACACACACAGACGCACACAGACACACAUCUCGCGGACAGUAUUGGUCAAUCGGCGAUCGGAGAGGAGAGAUCCCACCGUCGCGGGGCGCGCACCGAUGGGCGGUGAUUUGUUGCGAAGACUCCUUCGGUUCGCGUUCCUCCACCGCUCUCCCACCACCCACCCAACCUCCCUGUGAAUACUCCUUUCGAUUUACGCCAAGCCAUGACACUUCCCAUUCAAUCGCCUGUCGCCCGGCCUUCGACUCGUUAACCGUGGACUGUGGUGCGGCGGUUGAUUGAUGCGGAUGCAGUGUAGCAGCCAGUAGUGUCCAGUGAUGUCCAGUGGUGGUGGCUUUGAUGUCCACAGCACAGUAUUUGCACAGCCACGAACCGAGCACGCAUUCCCAAAAUGCUUCUAAUGCGCUGGGACAUCGGAGUUUCGUUUCGCUUUUGUAAAAUAACUUUAUCACCUUUCCAGUUUCUCUCUUGCAUCCCGUCUCUCACGUGCAUUGUCACUGUACCAGCCCAUGUAAUUUGUAAUAUGUUUGUUUAUUUGCAUUCGCGUGCAAUCGAAAUAAAACCAGCAAAUGCCUUGACAAAACAGGCCACACAGAA